This is a messenger RNA of Chaetomium strumarium, 1990 nucleotides long. RefSeq names its product glycoside hydrolase family 47 protein. NCBI's taxonomy places the organism in Eukaryota, Fungi, Ascomycota, Sordariomycetes, Sordariales, Chaetomiaceae. The record is from RefSeq and is a predicted model, not a curated record. Gene Ontology annotation, molecular function: calcium ion binding; mannosyl-oligosaccharide 1,2-alpha-mannosidase activity. Gene Ontology annotation, biological process: mannose trimming involved in glycoprotein ERAD pathway; carbohydrate metabolic process. The transcript is spliced from 5 exons. The coding region runs from base 90 to 1679 and encodes 529 amino acids. Gene Ontology annotation, cellular component: membrane; endoplasmic reticulum.
AACAGCAUCCCUAUCACUGAGGCACUAGUGGCUUUAGGUGCCUGUUUAUUUCCUGGCUUGCGCCGGGAUACCGUUCGCUACCACCAACCAUGCGCUCCCUCUCUCUUGGCAGGGCAGCUCUCCUGCUCGCACUUACAGGCCAUGUCACCGACGCGGCUCCAUCCAGGGCCCGGCAGCACCGGUACGCCGUCAACCAGCAGCGUGCCGGUGCGGUGAAGGAGGCUUUCCAGGUCUCGUGGGAUGGGUACUAUAAAUACGCCUUCCCCCACGACUCCUUGAGGCCUGUCACAAACGGCUAUGCGGAUGACAGGAACGCAUGGGGGGCGAGCGCUGUCGACGCAUUCAGUACGGCUCUGGUUAUGGAGAACUGGGACGUCGUAAACCAGAUCCUGGAGUACAUCCCGCAGAUCAACUUCGACAGUACCACGGAUGAGGUAUCGCUGUUUGAGACCACCAUCCGAUAUCUUGGCGGCCUCGUGUCCGCGUACGACCUCAUUACAGGGCCCCUUGAUGGGCAUACCAGCUAUUCGGACAACGUGGAUGCCAUCCUCACGCAAGCAAAGCGACUGGCCGACAACCUGAAAGUGGCCUUCGACACGCCCAGCGGCGUCCCGGACAACAGCCUCUACUUCAACCCGCCGCGCAAGGGAGGCUCCAGCACAAACGGCAUUGCCACCAUCGGCACGCUGGUGCUCGAAUGGACGCGCCUGAGCGACCUGACCAACGACCCGGAGUACGCGGAGCUGGCCCAGAAGGGCGAGUCGUACCUCUUAAGCCCCUCCCCGGCGCUCGGAGAACCGUUCCCGGGUCUGUUGGGCACCAACGUCCGGCUCUCGGACGGGCAGUUCGUGGACGGCAGUGGCGGCUGGGGCGGCGGCACCGACAGCUUCUACGAGUAUCUCAUCAAGAUGUAUCUCUACGACCCGGAGCGCUUCGCCACGUACCGCGACCGGUGGAUCGCCGCGGCCGACUCGUCCAUCAAGUAUCUCGUCUCGCACCCGACCACCCGGCCCGAUCUCACCUUCCUCGCCAUGUGGUCGAACACGACGCUGCGCUUCGUCUCUCAGCAUCUGGCCUGCUUCGACGGCGGCAAUUUCAUCCUAGGCGGCCUGACGCUCGACGAGCCCGCCUACACGCAGUUUGGCCUGGCGCUCGUCGACGGGUGCCACGAGACAUACACGUCCACGGCGACGGGGAUCGGGCCCGAGGUCUUCUCGUGGCAGGACGCCAACCACCCGCUCAACGCCAGCAACAACCGGCCGCCGCCCGCCGACCAGGCCGCCUUCUAUAACGCGUCGGGCUUCUGGAUCAACAACGGCGGCUACGUCCUGCGCCCGGAGGUCAUCGAGAGCUAUUACUACGCCUACCGCGCCACUGGCGAUGCCAAGUACCAGGACUGGGCGUGGGAGGCGUUCCAGGCGAUCAAUAAGACGUGUCGCGUCGGCAGUGGGUACUCGAGUAUCAACGAUGUGAAUAAGCCCGAUGGGGGUGGGUUUACUGAUUUCCAGGAGAGUUUCUGGUUUGCGGAGGUGUUGAAGUAUAGCUAUCUGAUUCAUGCCGAGGACGCGCCCUGGCAGGUCAAGGCCGACCAUACGAAUGAAUUCGUGUUCAAUACCGAGGCGCACCCGGUUCGGAUUGCGGGAGGAAGGGAGACGUACAGGAGAAAGAGGUCCGCGUGAGCGGCGGGCAGGGCGGCGGGUAUCUACCGACGGAGUAGUGGUAAAGGGUAUUCACAAUGCCUUAGUAACUAAUGUCCUUGGAUCAUUGACAGCCGCAUAUUUGCGGUUGGAUAGGCAUCGUCCAAACUAAACUGGGUCUCCGACAAGGUCUUGGACGAACAGCACCUUCUGUCCUGUGCAUCCACCUGACGUUUUCAGUCGCCGACCAUGUGCUGCUGCAACUCAUUGCCACUAUGUGUAGCCGUGUUCAUCGAACACUACUCAUAUAGACGUGAUGCGGAUUUGAGAGGAAUGCUUCACUGGAAGAACCA